AUGACAGCUAUACGUUCGAGCAUUGGUACGCAAAUCAACACUUACAUCAGGUCUUGUACAGAUACGUUUGUCUAUUUCUCGCACAAGUGCAUUUCCUUGCCGCCGCCUGGCUGGAUCCGUGCUGCUCACCAACAUGGCGUUCCCAUCCUAGGCACGCUCAUAUUUGAAUGGGACGAGUCCAAAGCGAAGCUGAAGCAGCUUCUUGAUGGACCUGUACCACGACGUACGAAAGGCAUUCGCUCCUCCCUGUCUACGUAUUAUGCGGACCAGCUGAUUCAAGUGGCGUUGGCGCAUGGGAUCGAUGGCUUCCUAGUCAAUGUGGAAACGCCUCUGGACCUUACACCCAGCUCGAACCCGAUCCUAUCGCAGUUGGAGCGACAGCACAAUGCUAGGCGACUCCAGAAGUGGGUGCAGUACCUCCGUGAUACAGGCCUGCAGCGGCAUCCGGGUUGGCAGGUGGUUUGGUACGACUCUGUGACGUACCCAGAUGGACAGCUUACUUGGCAGGAUGCGCUCACACCCAGUAAUGCCCCUUUCUUUACCAGCAGCACCUCGAUCUUCACCAAUUAUACGUGGGCUCAUCCGAAACGACUCGACUUUGAAGGCUUUCAUCCCUUGCUAGUGCUGUCUGCUGCGAUGGCCGACUCGCUUUCUCGCCCACGCUCAGAUGUGCUAGUAGGUAUUGAUGUGUUUGGACGCAACUGCUAUGGAAAGCAUGAUACGUACAAAGCGUUAGAGAUGAUUGGACCUCAUCGUGUCCGCCUGCCUGCGACCUCGAAUGAUAUGGCACAAGAAGGGUCUGCGCUGGGACUCAGCGUCGCCCUCUUUGCGCAGGGCUGGACGUGGGAGCAUGACGCACCACCCUCGCGUCCAUGGUCGGCAUGGUGGUACGAGGACUGUGCAUUGUGGCAUCAGCAGCAUGGCGGCGUAUCGCAGUACUUCCCACCCCGUGCGCAUCCAUGGCGGGGCGAUGCCACUUCCCGACGCUGGGGCUUUCGGUCCAACUUUGCGGUGGGCGCAGGCACAGCGUGGUUCGUCCAAGGCCGGAACGUAUUCUCAUCAACGCACCCGUGGACAGACGCUGGUGUCAGUGCGCCCAAACCCCACCUGGCCUGGCCGAGCGUGCAGUACGUCCUCACUCCUGAUGUCCGGCGGUGUGAUGAUCGCGUGGAGACAGAUCUGAGCAUGGACGAUGCGUGGAGUGGAAAUACUUCGCUGCGCAUUUCUGUCCACCGACCACUGUGGAUCCCAAUUGUAGCUUUAGCACCUUUGCCGGAAGGCGCCGAUCGAUGUGUGACGUUGCAUAUGAUCGUCAAAGGCGAGGCGACGGCGGCUGCGAUCUACAUGGAUGGUCAUUUGUACCAAGGCACGACAGCGCCACCAGAGCCACUCGACCAUGCAUGGACUCUCCUCACGACCAGCAUCGCAUGGCCCUCGCACCAUGACGGCGAUAUGCAUAUUCUGCUCUAUGCGACGACAGAAGUCACGGUCGGACAGGUUGACGUCUCGCUCAGCACGGGAAGCGACGAGCCCGUGGAAGCAACAUGGCACGACGAUACCCUUCAAUGGCCUGACUUUGUCCCGUGGUGUGCCUAUUACGAGCUGUUUGCCUUGGGCGACGAAGCCACAUGGCUAGGCACCAUCUCUGCUACACUGGCGCGGACCCAAGUCACCUUGCUGGGUGGCGAUCACGACACUGUUUUGCACAUUCGCUCUGUAGGCGCUGGGCCCCACGAAGACGGCGCUCUUGUUAUGCGGGCGUAA
Messenger RNA from Malassezia pachydermatis, 1764 nucleotides. RefSeq names its product glycoside hydrolase family 85 protein. The transcript has a single exon. Gene Ontology annotation, biological process: protein deglycosylation. The coding region runs from base 1 to 1764 and encodes 587 amino acids. Lineage: Eukaryota; Fungi; Basidiomycota; Malasseziomycetes; Malasseziales; Malasseziaceae. Gene Ontology annotation, molecular function: mannosyl-glycoprotein endo-beta-N-acetylglucosaminidase activity. Gene Ontology annotation, cellular component: cytoplasm. The record is from RefSeq and is a predicted model, not a curated record.